UGAUUUUUUUGUUUAUUUUUGUUACAUAACCUGUUUUAUACUUGUACCGUUAAAUACCAAAUUUAAAUAAGUUUUACCGUUAACUACGACAUAUACUUAAAGCCUGUACUUAGUAAUUAACAUGCAUUCCUCUAAAGCAGCCCUUAUUUCGAUGUUUAUUAUUUUCGUUGCAUCCAGUGAAAAUUGCAGCAACGAAGACAGCUUAGAGCUUCACUUAUCAACAAAGACACCUUACCGUUUAGUUGCAAACAAAGAAGACAAAGAACUGAAACAGGAAGCAAUAAAGGACUGCAUACCGCAUAAACUAUGGAUGGUAGUACGACAUGGUACGAGAAACCCCAGCGCGGCUUUCAUCGAGAAAAUGACUGACAGACUGCCGGAGAUACGAGACUUAAUUUUACAGAACAACCCAGAACCGACCCAGUAUUUACGCCACUCUGACCUGUACGCCUUUCAAAAGUGGAAGGCAAGGUUACGGACAUCGGACGAAAAGAAGCUUACGCACGAGGGUGAGGACGAAAUGUUAGAGCUAGCCGAAAGGAUGCAGGCACGCUUUCCGAAUAUCCUACGGUCCGUCUACAGUAAUACCUCAUAUUAUUUUAGGUAUACGGCAACUCAUCGAACGAAGGCAAGCGCGACGUUUUUCGCUGCCGGCUUGUUUGGGAGGCAUGUCGUUAAGGACGUCUGGUUCCCGAAACCAAUAAAAAAUGAUCCUAUUUUACGGUUUUACAAAUUAUGCCCGCGCUGGCAGCGGGAAGUGAAAAAUAAUCCGGCUACGCUGUCCGAAAGGAAGAAAUUCGAAGAAAGCGAACACAUGCUGAAUAUCAUCAGAUCUGUGAAUAGGAUGUUGAAUUUGGAGGACGAGCUGGACUUAGAUGACAUUUACCUAAUGUACUUAACAUGCGCCUUCGAAACUGCAUGGAAUAAGAAGAACAAGUCGCCGUGGUGCUCGGUAUUCUCUACCGAAACAGUAGGUGGCCUCGAAUUUGCUGAAGAUUUGAAAUACUACUAUCGCGAUGGGUACGGUUAUGAAGUGAGCUACAAGCAGGCUUGUAGAAUGUUAGGCGAUGUUAUGUCACACUUUGAAAACAAGUCGGAGUAUCCCAAAGCGACUGUUUACUUUACACAUUCGGGCACGCUAUUAAAACUUCUGGCCCAUUUGGGAUUGUACAAGGACGAAGAACGUUUAAAACACACUCACUAUAGUAACAACUCUCAUCAAUGGAGAGUUAGCAAGAUAGAUGCGUUUGGAUCCAAUCUAGCUUUUGUUUUAUACAAAUGCCCAUCGAAAUAUAAAUUAGCUGUUUUCCAUCAAGAAACACUUAUGAGAUUGCCUAAUGGUGAAGAGUUCACAGAUUUUAACAAAUUUAAAAAACUUUACAAAAGUAGUUCAAACGAAUGUGCCUUUGAGGAAAUGUGCAGCAUUGCCUAAUUCACUGCGAUAAUAUAAUUUUGUAAUUUUAUUUAUUAACUAAAUAUAUGUUUACAUCUUUUUCUAUCUCCAA
Photinus pyralis (common eastern firefly) is the source of this 1505-nucleotide messenger RNA. RefSeq names its product multiple inositol polyphosphate phosphatase 1 (gene Mipp2). The coding region runs from base 122 to 1432 and encodes 436 amino acids. The transcript has 7 exons. The record is from RefSeq and is a predicted model, not a curated record. Gene Ontology annotation, molecular function: inositol phosphate phosphatase activity; acid phosphatase activity. NCBI's taxonomy places the organism in Eukaryota, Metazoa, Arthropoda, Insecta, Coleoptera, Lampyridae.